GAACAAACAACCACCCAAGAAAGCAAAUGAAACUAUCCACGUCUUGAUCCAUCAACCUUCAUCAAAUCAUUGCAUCUCACAACCCCAGGGGUCAGAAUGGUUCAGAACCCCUCGCCUCAGGCGCUUCCUCGUCUACCCCAGUCCCCCACAUGCGCCACCGCGCGCUGGCAAGCGGUUGUCAGUCGAGAUCCAACAGCCCACACCUUCGUCUACGCCGUCCUUACCACCAGGAUAUACUGCCGUCCCUCCUGCCCAGCCCGGCUCGCAAGACAAGCCAACGUCCGCUUCUACGAUACCCCGUCACAGGCCGAACGCGCAGGUUUCCGGCCUUGUAAACGCUGCAAGCCUGAUUCCCCUGGAGCGAUUAAUCCUCAGACGCAAUUGGUACGGCAGGCAUGUCAGGCUAUCCGAUCGAUCGUACAGGCCGGAUCAAAACCAACGCUACAAGAUCUUGCAGCAGAGGCCGGCCUCACACCCAGUCAUUUCCAUCGCGUGUUCAAGAAGGUUAUGGGCGUGACGCCCGGGGGGUUUGUGGCUGAGGUGUUGAGAGGGGGUGCAGUCGCCGAGGCGUUGUCGGAUGGACACACCUGGCCUGAAAAGGGGAGAAAUCCUACGGCGGUGUUACAGCCGUGCGUUGCAGAUACCAAUGGGGAUGCUGACUCGGGCGGGCUGGAGAACAAUGGGGUCGAUGGUGCUGAUGGGGCCGUGCUGUGGAAUGAGUUCGACGCCAUGAUAGCCGCCGAGGCUGGGUUCGUUUCCAUGCAGGAUGUACAGCCAUUGGAUGAACUGGUUGCUUGGCAUGGUGUAGGCUAUUCCAAUGUGGCUAUUGAUGAAACUUCACCACCAGAUAUCUGUUAGGCAGGAAUACCUCUUGAAAGCACCCAUGGAGUGAACGCAAUUAAAAC
Molecule: messenger RNA, 905 nt
Organism: Aspergillus heteromorphus CBS 117.55
Lineage: Eukaryota; Fungi; Ascomycota; Eurotiomycetes; Eurotiales; Aspergillaceae
Gene: mpt
Product: putative DNA repair and transcription factor Ada
Exons: 1
Coding region: 97-858 (253 amino acids)
Biological process (GO): regulation of DNA-templated transcription; DNA repair
Molecular function (GO): DNA-binding transcription factor activity; zinc ion binding; sequence-specific DNA binding
Source: RefSeq, a predicted model, not a curated record